This is a messenger RNA of Gossypium arboreum, 1539 nucleotides long. Its product is annotated as fatty acid hydroperoxide lyase, chloroplastic. The record is from RefSeq and is marked provisional. Lineage: Eukaryota; Viridiplantae; Streptophyta; Magnoliopsida; Malvales; Malvaceae. Gene Ontology annotation, biological process: sterol metabolic process. Gene Ontology annotation, molecular function: heme binding; monooxygenase activity; oxidoreductase activity, acting on paired donors, with incorporation or reduction of molecular oxygen.
AUGGCCAUGGCAACAGCAACCAUGAUGAUGAGCAGAAUGAUGAAUAUGCCACCGUCAUCGUCAUCGUCAACACCAUCAUCUUCUUCUUCGCCGUUGGCAACUCAGUCACUCUCAACACCAUCAUCACCAUCUUCAUCAAGGCAAGCAAGCAGCCUCCCACUCCGUACAAUACCAGGAUCCUACGGGUGGCCUUUGGUAGGACCGAUAUCCGACCGUCUAGACUACUUCUGGUUCCAAGGACCAGACACCUUCUUCCGGUCGAGAAUGGAGAAGCACAAGAGCACGGUUUUCCGUACCAAUGUUCCCCCAAGUUUCCCUUUCUUCCUGCGGGUGAACCCCAACGUCAUCGCCAUUGUUGACUGCAAAUCAUUCGCUCAUCUUUUCGACAUGGAAAUCGUGGAGAAAAAAGAUGUUCUGGUAGGGGAUUUCAUGCCUAGCGUCGGCUACACUGGAAAUACUAGGGUUUGUGCUUAUCUCGAUACCUCUGAGCCUAAACAUGCCCAGCUGAAGAACUUUUCCCUAGACAUCCUGAAGCGGAGCUCCAAGGUGUGGGUGGCCGAACUCCAAGCCAACCUCGACAAAUUCUUUGACACCGUUGAAUCCGAAAUCUCCACCAACGGCACCUCAUCCUUCUUCUCACACCUCCAAACCUUCCUCUUCUACUUCCUCUGCAAGUCCCUCCUCGGAGCUGACCCUGCCCUCGACCCCGCCGUUGCCAAUUCUGGUCCCUUGACCAUCAACUUAUGGCUCGGCCUUCAACUCCUCCCCACCGUCCCUGUCCUAGCUUUUCAGCCCCUGGUUGAGAUAUUUCUUCACUCCUACACUUACCCUUCCGCCCUCGUAAGUGGGGGCUACCAAAAGCUCUAUAGGUUCAUUGAGCAGCACGGUAAAGAAGUAGUUCAGCGCGGUGAACAGGAGUUCGGUCUUUCCGCAUCCGACUCCAUCAACAACUUGAUAUUCACUCUUGGGUUUAAUGCCUUUGGUGGUUUCUCCCUCUUUUUACCCACAUUGAUCGGCACCAUAGCCAGUGAUAAAACUGGAUUACAAGCUAGGUUAAGUGACGAAGUGAAACAAAUAUGUGGGUCGUCCUCAUCUGGUUUGAGUUUUGACUCGUUGAAAGGCAUGGAGCUGGUGAACUCAGUUGUUUAUGAGACAUUGCGUAUGAACCCACCAGUUCAACUUCAGUACGCACGAGCUAGGAAGGAUUUUCAACUCGCUUCUCAUGACUCGGCUUUCGACAUAAAAAAAGGUGAGUUGCUUUGUGGGUAUCAGCCUAUGGCCAUGAGGGACAGUAAUGUUUUUGAUGAACCAGAGAGUUUUAAACCGGACCGGUUCGUGGGGAAAGGGAAAGAAUUACUGAAUUACUUGUUCUGGUCGAAUGGGCCGCAGACCGGAUCACCGACUGAGUCUAACAAGCAAUGUGCAGCAAAGGAUUUUGUGACAAUGUCAGCUUCAUUAAUUGUAACUCGCAUGUUUCAAAGGUAUGAUUCAAUCAGUGGGGAUUCUAGUAAAAUAACAGCUGUUGAGAAGGCAAAUUGA